Molecule: messenger RNA, 696 nt
Organism: Vicia faba (fava bean)
Lineage: Eukaryota; Viridiplantae; Streptophyta; Magnoliopsida; Fabales; Fabaceae
Source: the annotation of a GenBank genome assembly
AUGCUAUUUAUUUAUGUGUCCGUCUCGCCUACGAACGCACCCUCGCUGCUACUCUGUCCGUCUCUGCCCGUAUCCGCCCGUCUCGCCUACGCCGUCUCCGCCCGUAUCCUCCCUCCGCCGUCUCCUCACAGAUCCGCCGUCUCCUCGCAAAUCCGCCGCCGGCUGCACGAAGACGGAGGUGUUUCUCCAGCCGUCACACUGCCGCCGUCUUCGCCGUCUUCGAAACCUCCUCCGCCGUCCAACUACGAUUCAGUGAUUGGUGGUUUUUUGGGUUUCUCUAGUAACCAUUUUAUCAAGAGAUUGGAAGGUAGUAAUGUUAAUGGUUGGAUUGAUUCAAUGAGAGCUGCUUCUCCAACUCGUGUCAAAUCUUCGAAAAAUUACCAAGAAAAAUGUUCAUGGAUUCUUUAUCAUCCUUCAGCGCUGAAACUAUUUGAUCAAAUAUUGUUUUGUUCUAAAGGAAAACAGAUUAUGUUUUUUCUCGACUACGAUAGAACUCUCUCUCCUAUUGUUGCUGAUCCAGAUAAAGCUUUCAUGACUAGAAAGAUGAGAGGAACACUUAGGGAUGUAGCAAAAUAUUUCCCUACAGCAAUUGUGACCGGAAGGUGCAGAGACAAGGUAUUUAACUUCGUAAAAUUAGGAGAGUUGUACUAUGCAACAAGCCAUGGUAUGGACAUCAUGGGACCAACAAAAAACUAA